Messenger RNA from Octopus sinensis (East Asian common octopus), 2658 nucleotides. RefSeq names its product nuclear localization sequence-binding protein. Lineage: Eukaryota; Metazoa; Mollusca; Cephalopoda; Octopoda; Octopodidae. The transcript is spliced from 5 exons. Bases 123 to 833 code for a protein of 236 amino acids. The record is from RefSeq and is a predicted model, not a curated record. Gene Ontology annotation, molecular function: RNA binding.
CGGCUGAAGCGUCGAAUGACAGAGCCAGCAGAGGGCAGUGCUAUACUAAACCGGAAAGUUACAUUCCCCCUCCCCCGUCGACACUAUCACAACAAAAAGGACGAUAAACAUUCAACGUCGACAUGGCGAAAACGACGGAAAAAUCUACACGAAGCAAAACAAACAAAUGGAAAAAUGAAAAAUCCAAAGUUCGGCGAUCGAAAAGAACAUUGGAAAUAAAAUCACAGAGUAGCAGUGGGUUUCAGUCCAAGCUGCUUCUCUCUAAGAAACGCAUAUCACCUCGUCACACUAAGAAACCCCCAGUAGCAGCAGCAACAGCAGCUAAAGUGGUAGCUGCUGGUAGCAAAACUCCAAAGAAAAAGACCAAAGAAAAGAAAGCCAGUCCUUCCAAAACUAAAACUCCGUCACCCAAAACAAAGAAAUCUACCUCUGAUACCAGUAACAAUGUAACACCAGAUAAGAAUUUUUCUGUGGACAAUAAACCUGUGAAGAAGGCCUAUGUUGUGUUUGUUGGUAACCUACCUUACAAUGUUACAAAAGAACAGCUAGAGGAACACUUCCGUAAAACAGGAGGAGUCAAAAAAGUUCGAAUUCCUACAGAACGUGGCACAAACAAGCCUCGAGGAUUUGCUUACAUUGAAUUCAAAGACAGAAUUAGUCACAAGAUUGGUUUGCGUCUGCAUCAUACUCAUCUGAAUGGGAGACAAAUAAAUGUCGAAUUCACUUCAAUAGGUGGAAACAAUCCAAGAAGACGAGAAAAAUUGCAACAGAAAAAUUUGAAAUUAAGCAAAAUGAAAAGAGAAUUUCCAAAAGGUGAAUCUGCUUGGAAAUAAUUUCCAUCAUUUCAUCCUAAGGAAGGAAGUAAAACUUGAUUUGACAGUUUAGGAAACCACCAGCAGCACCACCACCACUAUCACUUUAAUAACAAAUAAGUGACACAAGUUAAGAGCUACCAGAGCAGCUAUCAAUCACUUACCACAGUUGCUUUGUUAACAGACAGUGGAAAUUUACAUAAAUUUUUGUCAUUCAUUUGUCUGUAGCUCUGUGAAAAUAUCCUGUGUCUAUCUUGAUUUCAAGAAAAAAAAAUUGUUUAGUGCUUUUACAAGAGAGCUAUUUUAUUUCAGGUUAAUUAUUCUUUAGAAUGAAUAGUGAAUUCUAAUAAUCUAGCCAAAUAGUUUUCUUCCAGGAUUCAUGUUCUUCCAUUUAGACUAUUGGGAUAAGUAUAUUUUUUCUAGAAGCUAAAAUGUUUUGGCUACCUUGCUAGGCAUGAUUUCAGAAUUACUAAUUAAAAUACAAACACUUCAGACUACUUGAAAUAUUUGAAGCUACAAAGCAAAGGUUUCCAAGUUUUAAAACUUAAUUUUCUUUAAAUUUCCAAAAGUUUUCAACAAAAAGUUUGGUUAGAUUUUUAAAUAUUGUUUGUAGGCUACACAAAGCUUUAAAACACAAUUCACUUAUUUCUUCAUCAGAUAUUUCAUAUAGCUCUCUAUUCUUCCUCUCACAUCUGAACUAAAUUCUUCUUUUGAGUUUGAAUUUAAAGACCCUAUAUUUGUGGGAUAGGGCUUCACUGCUGUAUGCUGUUUCUGGAUCUUUCCCCAUUUAAUAAAUUUAUGGCCAAGCUAAGAGGAAAAUUCCAAACUCCAUACAUCAAUCAUUUACUUUCUUUGCAAUUGUGACUGAACCCAAUCAUAAAAUAUGGAUACUCUGUUUCUAUUGCAGGAAUUCACUGAAUUAUUUAUUUAUUUAUUUAUAAAAUAACAUGCCAGACUUUCUGUUUUCUCUACCAUUGAUAUGAAAUGAGGAAGCGUAUGAUUUUAUUGCAGUGAAUGUCCCAUUAAUAGCAUUUCACAUUUCAGUUCCAGAGCAACUGUGCAGCCCCUUACACAUGUAAAACAGUUGCAUAAGAGGAGAUUCAGGUUAAACAAAACUAGCGCAUUUUGUUGUUAAUGUCAAAAACAUUUCUUGUUAUUUGGGCAACAAUUCUUUUGCUCAUAUACUUUGUAUGAGUCUUAAUUUUUUUGUUACAUGUCUUUUAACCUUAUUUCCUAAUUGUCCAUUUUAUAUUCAUUAAUCGGGACUUCCAUGUACCAACAGAGGCCUUUAAAAUAAAAAAAAAAAAGAAAGCAACAUAAGUAUUACAUGCUUCCGGUAUGGAAACAGAAUUUAUUCAUUGCUACAUAUCUGGAUGUUUUGUCUUUUGUUUUUUAAAAGAUUUGUUUUCAAUCAAUCAAUCAUUAGAUAAACAGUUUUAGUCAAACAUUAGGCAUUUAUUUUUCUAAUACUGGAACCAAUUUCAAUUAGAAAGCUAACAUAUGCUCCCAUCUUAAUUUUUAUAUCCCAAUAAAUCUGAAUGAAUGGUGCCUAUGACCCAGACAUCACAGACUCUCUGUUAAGCUGUCAUAUAAAACUUUCUCUUCUCUCCAAAUUUAUUUAUUAAAAAUUCAAAUAAUAUAUUUUCAUUUCAUUUUAAAUUAUAAGUUUUCUUUAAUAAAAAAAGUGUUGUUAGUUUAGUAUGUUAUUUGUUGGUCAGCAACAAAGCUUUAAAUAAAAUUUUUUAAAAAUGAAUUUAUAAAAAUGUAACUCAGCUUGUAAUCUCUUGUUAAGGAAAUUCUGGUAUUUACCCAACGACCAAAUUACCUCCCUUCAUUUUCUUGAACA